Messenger RNA from Gopherus evgoodei (Goodes thornscrub tortoise), 5372 nucleotides. It is a transcript of the gene FZR1, whose product is annotated as fizzy and cell division cycle 20 related 1. Gene Ontology annotation, cellular component: anaphase-promoting complex. Gene Ontology annotation, molecular function: protein binding; anaphase-promoting complex binding; ubiquitin ligase activator activity. The coding region runs from base 299 to 1780 and encodes 493 amino acids. Gene Ontology annotation, biological process: anaphase-promoting complex-dependent catabolic process; positive regulation of anaphase-promoting complex-dependent catabolic process; positive regulation of ubiquitin protein ligase activity. The record is from RefSeq and is a predicted model, not a curated record. The transcript is spliced from 15 exons. Lineage: Eukaryota; Metazoa; Chordata; Testudines; Testudinidae.
GCGGGGAGCGCAGGGGCCGGGCAGGAGCGGCCGCCAUAUUGGGGAGCGCUGAGGGCUGAGGCCGGCGGAGAGUGACAGGAGGAGGCGGAGCAGCGGCCGGGCUGGCUGGGGAUGCUGUCAAAGUGGAUAGGCUCAAAAUUUAAUCUUGCUUAAAAACAGCUGUUAAAAAUUGUCACACUGGAAUAUCUAUUAGUCUCUUUAAGAAGGGCAGCACACUUAAGCAGACUGAUUACUGGCUAGACUUCAUGAAUAGAAGGUCCUGGGACUGUUAGACUCCCCAGCCCCCGCCCUUUCCACCAUGGACCAGGAUUAUGAGAGACGUCUCCUGCGCCAGAUCAACAUCCAGAAUGAAAACACAAUGCCUUGUGUAGUUGAGAUGAGACGAACACUGACACCUUCCAACUCUCCAAUGUCCUCCCCCAGUAAACAUGGAGACCGUUUCAUUCCCUCAAGAGCUGGGGCCAACUGGAGCAUUAACUUUCACAGAAUAAAUGAAAACGAAAAGUCACCAAGUCAAAACAGAAAAGCAAAGGAUGCUACCUCAGACAAUGGCAAAGAUGGCCUUGCUUACUCAGCCUUGCUAAAGAACGAACUGCUGGGAGCAGGGAUUGAGAAAGUGCAGGACCCGCAGACAGAGGACAGGAGACUGCAGCCAUCCACGCCGGAGAAGAAGAGCCUCUUCACGUACUCGCUCAGCACCAAACGCUCCAGUCCAGAUGAUGGCAAUGAGGUCUCCCCAUAUUCCCUGUCACCUGUCAGCAACAAAAGUCAGAAAUUGCUAAGAUCACCUCGAAAACCAACAAGAAAAAUCUCCAAGAUUCCUUUCAAAGUGCUGGACGCUCCAGAACUGCAGGAUGACUUCUACCUGAACCUAGUGGACUGGUCUUCUCUCAAUGUUCUCAGUGUUGGCCUCGGUACCUGUGUUUACCUAUGGAGUGCUUGUACUAGCCAGGUAACCCGGUUGUGUGAUCUGUCUGUGGAAGGCGAUUCUGUGACAUCAGUGGGCUGGUCAGAACGGGGGAACUUGGUAGCAGUUGGAACUCACAAGGGCUUUGUACAGAUUUGGGACGCAGCUGCAGGGAAGAAAUUAUCCAUGCUUGAGGGUCACACAGCCAGAGUGGGUGCUUUGGCGUGGAAUGCAGACCAGCUUUCUUCUGGCAGUCGGGACAGAAUGAUUCUUCAGAGAGACAUCCGGACCCCCCCACUACAGUCUGAGCGACGGCUUCAGGGCCACAGGCAGGAGGUGUGUGGGCUGAAGUGGUCCACAGACCACCAGCUCCUAGCGUCAGGUGGAAAUGAUAACAAGCUCCUUGUGUGGAAUCACUCCAGCUUGAGUCCUGUCCAGCAAUACACAGAGCACCUAGCAGCAGUAAAAGCUAUUGCAUGGUCUCCACACCAGCAUGGCCUGUUGGCCUCGGGCGGUGGAACAGCUGACCGCUGUAUUCGGUUCUGGAACACUCUAACCGGGCAGCCCUUGCAGUGCAUUGAUACUGGGUCACAAGUGUGCAAUCUGGCUUGGUCCAAACAUGCCAAUGAACUAGUGAGUACCCAUGGAUACUCGCAGAACCAGAUUCUUGUCUGGAAAUAUCCCUCGUUAACCCAAGUAGCAAAAUUAACAGGGCAUUCGUACAGAGUCUUAUACCUGGCAAUGUCUCCUGAUGGGGAGGCCAUAGUUACAGGAGCAGGAGAUGAAACCCUGAGGUUCUGGAACGUCUUCAGCAAAACCCGCUCAACAAAGGAGUCUGUGUCUGUCCUGAAUCUCUUCACCAGGAUACGGUAAAUCCCACAUUGCACACCAGGAGACCCCGGUACGAUGUGCCACGAGAAAACCACUAAUUUGGCGUGCAUGGAACCUCUUGCUAUCAACCAGAAGAGGGGAAGGGGGAGUGCCAGUGGGUUUGGAGGAUGGACUUUCAAGAUUCUUCUUAAAUACAUGAUUGCGAACCAUAUUGGACAGUAUUUGGGGUGGGGCUGGGAGGGUGAUGCAACUAUCAAGAGGUUAAGAAUUCAUUCUUCAUAAAGGGGAACAGGUGCAAGAGGGAAAAACAAAAGUAUCUAAUUUUAUACAUUGGGUAGAACUUGUGUGAUGUGGACCAUGAUAAGGAAGAUUAGGCCAAGGGCAUCCCAACUGCUGCUUUGUAACCUCUGUGAGAGAUGAGUAUUCUGUGAGGGGGUGGGUUUGUUUGAGGAGGGUUUGGAAUGCUGCUCUGGGUUCUUCAUCGUUCUCUGAUUUGACACACUUCUUCGGAAGCUGGAGUUAGCCAGACUGGAUCAGAUUUUACUGGUGGGAGAGGACAAAAGUUAGAGGUGAGAAGAGGCCUCUCGCAUGUAGAAUGGGUAUUGGUUUUGCUUGGGACUAAUAUUCCAAGUAGAAAAAAAAAGAACUGCUUAUUUUCCUCAGACACACAGUUUUCUCUUCUGUUUAAAAAAAUGACUAAUACUUGACAUGGACGUUCACCUAAGAGUUUAAUUUUUAGCACACUUAGUAUCUGGCUAAAAUAACGGAGCUGAGAAUUUUUUAAAAAGAUUUUAACAGCAGCUGCCUCCUCUGAAAGAAAGAUUACUGCACAAUCCAAAGAGAUGAUUAUUUUUUUAAAAAGAAUUAUUGAUAUUACACGUUCAAAGCUGGUCUCAAGACUUUUAGUUUAAUGGGGAAACAAUGGCUUUUUUUUAAAGACCCAGGAGUAUUUAUUUAGAGCUUUAUGCUGUGUCAAUUAUUGCAGACUGAUUGCUGCAGUGUCUUUUAUGAGGACAAAAGCAGUUGAGAUGGAUUUAGAAAGAGAGACUCUUGUGAUCUGUUUUCAAAGACAAAGAUUCUUUAAGAUUGUUACCUGUCUUCUACAUGGGAUGGAAGAAACAUCAUGUGUUUGUGAGUCUGUGUGCAAGGUAUUUUAGGCAAGGGCGAAGUGUUGCCUUUUUUUUUUUUUAAACUUCAAUUAGGUCAGAGCCAGAGGCCCAUUUUUAAGUUUCAAGAAGAGAGAGAUCCUGCCAGUUUGUUGGAAUAAUGCAGUGAGGUGUGAUGCUAAGCACGUGUGUGUGUGGUGUGUGUGUGUGUGUGUGUCUUGCUUUUAAUUUAAAGAGAAGCUGUUAUGCUUGCAGCAGCCAGUUCCUGUCUACUUUGUACAUGUGCCAAUGCUCGCCUGCUGUGCAUCUGGCUGUUCGGCCCACCCCUCGCCUCUGUUUGUAAAACGUGUGGAUGUAAGUGCUGUCUCUUCUCAUGACUAUUGUGUAUAUAGACCUUGUCCUGUUGUACAUAGUGUGUAGGCAGAUACCUUCUUGCAAAACCAGCCUGCCCAGGUGGGGGGUGGGGGAGGGAAGAUGUGGGAGAUACCUGCUCCUCUAGAGCAGCAGCGACCCUCUUUAGAAAGGGAAAAUUUCAGGUAGCAAGUCUGGCAGAGAAAAUUGCUAUGAACUAUGGUUCCAUUUCACUACAGCCUUGGCCGAGCAUGCCGUUUCCAGCUAGCGCAUGGCUGUUGGGCUAUGGGGACUGAGUGCUUUUCGACAUGGGGUUCUGUAGCAAAGCUGACGGCAUUGGAGCCCUUAAAGCCAAAAAUGGGACCUGAAUAAUCCCGCCGCCCCCUUCCCACGCUCCUCCAAAAAACCAUUUCAGCCCAGAUCUGCUUUACUCUGGUUCUCGCCAUAAAAUUCCAAGGCACUGCAAAAAUGGUCUCCUGAUUCCUCUCUUGCUGCUUGUUACAUGUUUGGCAUCCUCAACCGUCCCAUCACUAAAGCACUAAGGAAUUGUUAACCUUUCAGAUCAUUAAGUCAGGCAAGCAUGUCUGAAUUCAAGGCUUUGAAACAUGGUCUGUAACAGGUACCUGUUCCACCUCCUGGGGCAAUUAUGGAGAAAGGACCAGAGGAAAGUAAUGCAUGUCUUCAGUCAGAGACUAGGAGGAGGGGGAAUGUGGCUCAGUUUCUCAUUUGCGAUCUGUGCUUUGGGAUAACUGUUCCCCAGUCCCCUAGCUCAAUGUCCAAACCACCCACAAAACGUUUUCCUCCUGGAGAAAAAUCUGUAAAUGGAGGGAAACAAAGGGAGUAAAUUUGUCUCUGCUCAAGUUGUGUAAGUGUUCACUUACCGAGGAGGAAAAUGGAAAGUGUCUUGUGCAGAAGAAAGGUGGGAAGUCUGAUGGUGUGUGCAGGGAUGGCUGGGGGCCGGGAGGGAGCGGUACAGACUAGAGGUCGUGCAGUGGUCCUGGUAACUAUCCUGCCAGUAAUCCCAUCUGACCCUCUCCUCCCCUUCCUCCCCAAUACCACACGCUGGAGAGGAGCAAGCUUUCCUGUUUGUCAGGCGUGUGAUCAGCCUAAGCUUGUGCGUCCUACAUCAGAGGGCCACCCUUGCUGAGGCAGCUGGUAAAAAGAACAUUUGAACUCAGGGUAAGACGAGCUUUGCUUUUUAUUGAGGAGGGUUUGCUUGGAAAGGAGAGGGGAGCAGACAGUCCCCUUCCUUUAGGCCUGCAGUGUUGGGUUUGGUUUUGGUUUUGAAGUAAUCCCCAGAAAUAUAAUGGAGUGGAGGGAGGAAAUACCACAGAGAAAUCUAGAUGCUCUGGAGUCUGUGCUGCAGUUACGCAUGGGCGCUUUCUUGUGUGUCGCAAUGAAAUCUCAAGCAGAGAAUUGCAUUCAACAGAGAUCUCGGUCAAGAGGGAGCAUCCUUCUAAACACUGUUUGUCAUUCUCUGCUUCUAACAACAUUAUUUCUGUCAGUGUUUCAGAACGAUUGCGUUCCUAAUGCUCUGCUCUGCUCUGCUCUGCGCGUUCCUAAUCCUCUGCUCGGAAGGCUGGGCUGACACCUGCCUUGGGAGCAGGACAGGUUACUUUGUGUUCCUACAGUUCUGCUUAGCAGGGAUGAGUAGUUGAUUCUCGAUCCCAUAGCUGGUUUAUGGUUGAGUGUAUCGGCUACCCGGUGGGAGGGGUGGUGGGAGAGCAAUGUUAAAAACUGUCUUUAGUGGACAUAAAAAAAAUACCAGCAUAAAUUCCCUGUUUCCCAUGCAGUUGCUAAAGGAGGUAGUUUGCUGGGGCUAGUGGAGUGUCCUCAAAAGGUAUCUUUCGGGGGGGGGGGGCGGUCCUAGGGGUGUUUGUGUCCAGAAUCUCAUGUAUGCAACUCGUGUGAAGCGAUUGGCUGUCUGGAGUGUGCUCAAUACUGUUGUAAAUGGAAGAAAAACUCAUGUACACUUAUUUCAAUGUAUGAACCAUAACAUUUCUGACUUGUACAGUUCAGGCAGUUUGAAAGGUCUCCCCAGAGUUUAUGCAGGUAAAUUCUAAGAACUUGUGGCAUUGUUACAUAUAAAGCUUCAUAUGGUGAAAAAAGAAUAUAGAGACCAUUGUAACUUUUCAUGUCAAGCAAUGUAACUGGCAUUAAAUACAUUGUGAAUUUAA